Molecule: messenger RNA, 3264 nt
Organism: Anopheles marshallii
Lineage: Eukaryota; Metazoa; Arthropoda; Insecta; Diptera; Culicidae
Product: disintegrin and metalloproteinase domain-containing protein 33-like
Exons: 2
Coding region: 1-3264 (1087 amino acids)
Biological process (GO): membrane protein ectodomain proteolysis
Molecular function (GO): metalloendopeptidase activity
Source: RefSeq, a predicted model, not a curated record
AUGUGGCUGCCGAGCAGCGCCGGAGUGAAUGUCCGACCGAGAGGAUAUCUCGAGAGUGGAAUUCCACGCACGUUAUUCAUCGACCUGCUGGCACUGGUACUGUGCCAUACUGUGAUAGUGGCGGCUGUGAUAGAUAAACGUAGUGCCUUAGAUCUGCGCCGAUUGGAGACGGUGGGCGAUCAUCUCGCCACGGAAGGACGGGCGAGCGAAAACUUUGUGCUGCACGAUAGGAUUUUCCCAACGUUGCACUGUCCCCGCACGAAACGAGCCCUGCGUUCAUCAUCGCUGGACGACGAUGACUGGCAGGAUAAUUCUGAGCGGCAGCUAAACCGCCGAGGACCCCAUCGCGAGCGACUGACCAUCCAGUACGGCAUGCGGGGCGAAACCAUGACGCUCGAUCUGACGCUCAACGAAAACAUGCUCCCGGACGAGUACACCUUUGUGCACCAGUCGCCCGAGGGGAACGACAUUGUGGAACGGCUUGGCCGGCAGGCGGUGGAGCUGUGCCAUUAUGAGGGAACCGUACGGGAGCGGCCCGGUUCGCGUGUUGCCAUAUCGACCUGCAACGGUGCGAUCGAGGGUGUGAUCUACGAGCGCAACGAAACCUACCUCAUCGAGUAUCACAACAGCACGCACCUGCUGUACCGGAGGCGCUUCCGGCGUGACAUCCUGGACGGUGAGCUCGCGCUGGAGGAUGCGGGAAGUGGUGCCGCUAGCAACAAAACAGCCUUUUCCACCGGUUAUCGGGAGGAUGCCGAUUCGCUGUACGUCGAGCUGGUGCUGGUCGUCGAUCGUACGUUGUUUCUGAAGUUCAGCUCGAACGUUCAGCGCGUCCAUCAGCACUGUCUGUCGGUGGUGAACGUGUUGAACGAGCUGUACCGGCCGCUGAACGUGUACAUCCUGCUGGUGGGAGUAGUGCUUUGGAACACGCGGGACAACAUCGUCAUCUCGACCGAUUCGAAGCAAACGCUUACCAGCUUCCUUGCCUACCGAAACCAGCAACUGCUCCGACAGAUCCCGAACGACAAUGCGCAUCUGCUAACGGCGGUGCGCUUCCCGGACGGCGUCAUCGGUAAGGCGGAACUGGGUUCCAUGUGCAGUGCGGCCAGCUCCGGUGGUAUCGCGGUGGUGGAGAACUUUGUCGUAACGCCACUGGCGGCGACGAUCGCGCACGAGCUGGGCCACAACUUCAACAUCGAUCAUGAUACGGAGGAGUGCGGUGGGUCUCGCUGUCCCGGGCCCGGACCCUGCAUCAUGGAGGCGAAGCUGCUCGAUUCGGCCGCUGUACCGAGCCGUUGGAGCAGUUGCAGUGUGGACGAUUUGCACGAGUCUCUCAAGCGUGGGCUAGGCGCUUGCCUGAAGAAUAAACCGACGCGGCUGCUGGUGCGGGCGGUCUGCGGGAAUGGUCUGCUGGAGCCGGGCGAACAGUGUGACUGCGGUCGGCGAGAUAGCUGUGAUAAUAGCUGCUGUGACGCACGGACGUGCCAGCUGCGUGCAAACGCCACCUGUGCUACGGGCACCUGCUGCGAUCUGAACACCUGCCAGCCGAAACAGGCCGGAAGCGUUUGUCGCAAGGCGCGAGGCGAGUGCGAUCUGCCGGAGUUCUGCGAUGGGCAGAGCGAGCUGUGCCCGGCGGAUGUGUUUCUCCGGGAUACGAGUCCGUGCCGGAAGGGGGAAGCGUACUGUUACCGGGGAGAGUGCCAUACACGCGACACGCAAUGUCGACGCCUGUGGGGACCAUCGGCAAGUUCUGGGCUGGAGGUUUGCUACGCGGCCAACGUGAACGGAACCAUCUUCGGGAACUGCGGGAACGAUCUGGCGACGGAUAGGUACGAGCCCUGCGCCGCCCAUGACCAGCGGUGCGGUUUGUUACACUGCACGCAUCAAAGCGAGAAGCUCGAGUACGGUAUAGAGGCGUACGCGAAGCGAACUGCCACCAAGUUCCAACACUACGGGCCUCGCGGCACGGUUCGGACCACAAUCUGCAACGCGGUUAUUGUGGAUCUUGGGCUGGACGUGGUCAAUCCGGGUCUCGUACCCGAUGGUACCAAGUGCGGAACCGGGCAGAUGUGCUUCCAGCAGCAGUGUGUCGCAAUAAGUCGCCUGCAGGAGGAGCAAGACAUUGGUGACGAAUGUCCCGCGAACUGCAACGGGAAUGGAGUUUGCAACAGCGAGGGACACUGCCAUUGCCAUCCGGGCUUUGCGCCACCAUUUUGUGACGGUCCCGGUAGUGGAGGAUCGAUCGAUAGUGGACCGGCGGGACGGUCCUCGAACGUGCACGAUCUAAUUUUGAAGGUCUUUGUGCCUGCCCUGGCCAUUGGGUUUGUCUUGAUAAUGUCCAGCCUGAUCUUGCUAAUUGUCAAACGCUCGCUGGUGAUGGCGAAGCUGCGCGUGGUGUUGAAACGCUUUCGUGAGCGGAAGUACGGUCACAUUGUCGUGCCGCCCGCGUCACCGUCCGCUGCUGUACCGCCACCGAUCACGACCGAGGGGCAAAGAAAAGCUGCUAAUGACAUACGGCGGCCCACGAUACCUCCUCCGCCUCCCAUCCCAGAACCGAAACAAUCGCAGUGCUUCAUUAAAGUGAACCUCGGCAAGGAUGGAAAAGUGACGCUGGAGAAUAUGCUGAUCGAUUCGCCGUUUCUGCACAAACCGAGCGUUGUCGACACGCACGAAGCCUUCCGCAUGCGGCUAAUGCAGGAGCGUUCGUACAGCGUGGAAAGUUCCGCAUCCUCCGAACAUCCGCUCGUGACAGCGGAAACGCAUAAACCGAACCUUGCGAGUGCAACCGAACCGGCAGACGCAGCCCCGCAAGGGAAAGUGUUCGGUUCGGUGCUGCAUGAGCUGAAGCAAACGGAUCGAAUGCACACCUUUCAAAGCCACCGUUCCAAGAGCGAUGAAAGGCCACCGGCCAGACAACUCCCAAAGCUACCGCGCCAGUACACGAUCAGCGACUUUGACACGAUCGAACGGUUGCCGGAUGUGGACGAAGAAGAGCCGCAAUCAUCGUUUACAACGCAGAAACCUUCCACACCCAAACCGAUCGCUAUUCCACGACCAUUACCUCGAGUUGCACCGGGUACGCCGGCACGCUUACUUCCGGCAACACCAUCGAACGGAAGCGGUAGCACUGCUUCCAAGGUAAAAACAGUCAACAGUGGUGAUAAAGCGUCCGGCGUCCAAGUUCCCGGAAAAGUGUCCGCCGGGAGCAAUGUGGCUGCGCUGAAGGCAAGGUUGAAUCUCGCGGAAAUUGGUGCGAAACGAUAG